AUGGUGGCUAAUUUAUUGAAAGUUGUAGUAUUUCUGGGCGCUAUUGCACUGUUGUCCAGUGAAGUAGCGCAUUGGGAAUCACUAAAUAUUGGAAUUAUCAGACAGAAAGAGUUGCUUCGCCUAUCAUCAACAAUACUGGAUGGUUUACGAUCAGCUGUUAUGAAAAUGCAAUCACUCAUAAAUAUAUGGUAUCUUCCGGAAAACGAUAGACUGAGCGCCAAAAGUUUAUCGUCAUGUGUUUCGCACUGGUAUCCGCCAAUUGGCGAGUGCUUUAUGGAAACUUUACACAGCUGGAGAAAAUUAAACCCACUUAAUAUCACAAAAGAUAUUAACUUGAAAUUUUAUGGUGUUAACUUUUUACUUUUCUUACAGGUGGAUCAUCAGAAAUGUAAUGCAGAUAAUGGUUUGCUUGCUGCAGCUGCACCUUGUACUCUUAUCAAUAAUAAUCGUCCAGCAGCUGCCCGAUUGAUGUUAUGUCCAGUGAAUCAUCAUCGAUGGAACUCUUUCCAUGCCAUUGUAGACCUGUUUCGUCAUGAAAUAAUGCACGCUUUGGGUUUUGGCUUAAUAACUCCUGGAGAAAGUUUAUCUUCCACUCCAGCGAAAAGAAAAUUCCUUUGGACUGAUGAAUCGUCUAAACAGCAUGUAACCGCAACCUACAUGGAUUUUCAGGACGAUGCGGUGAUCGAAGCAAGAAAACAUUUCGGUUGUCAGAAUUUGCAUGGAAUUGAAGCAGAUGGUGACGAUAAAAUACAUCUCAGUGAAUACAUUUAUGGUGAUGAACUGAUGACACCGGUGUUAGCAAAUGGAAGGAAUUAUUUAACUAAAAUUUCCGCUUCCAUUCUUGAAGCAACAAAAAAUGGAGAAAAACAGUGGUACAAAACAAACGAAAGUCUGGUUCAAGCUGAAACCAAAGCAUAUUGGUACGGACGUAAUUGGGGAUGUAUAUUCGCUGAGAGGAGCUGCUAUGAAUAUAUUAUCAGUCGUCUUUCACAUCGGUAUCAUUCAAGUAUUUUUUGA
Molecule: messenger RNA, 1017 nt
Organism: Brugia malayi
Lineage: Eukaryota; Metazoa; Nematoda; Chromadorea; Rhabditida; Onchocercidae
Exons: 8
Coding region: 1-1017 (338 amino acids)
Biological process (GO): cell adhesion; proteolysis
Cellular component (GO): membrane; cytoplasm
Molecular function (GO): metalloendopeptidase activity
Source: RefSeq, a predicted model, not a curated record